Hyla sarda is the source of this 3101-nucleotide messenger RNA. RefSeq names its product heat shock cognate 71 kDa protein-like. The transcript is spliced from 9 exons. Bases 167 to 2110 code for a protein of 647 amino acids. Lineage: Eukaryota; Metazoa; Chordata; Amphibia; Anura; Hylidae. The record is from RefSeq and is a predicted model, not a curated record. Gene Ontology annotation, biological process: cellular response to unfolded protein; vesicle-mediated transport; protein refolding. Gene Ontology annotation, molecular function: heat shock protein binding; ATP-dependent protein folding chaperone; misfolded protein binding. Gene Ontology annotation, cellular component: cytosol; plasma membrane; nucleus.
UGCGUGACUGCCAAGGGGGGGUGGGCAGAGGGUGGAGAGGAAUACAGGGACAUCUAGAAGCUUCUGAAUCCCGUCACAGCUGUGCGGAGCUGGGUCGGCAGUGUAUAUAGAGGGAGUCCGCAGGCAGACAGCGAGCGUCAUCCCAGGGCACUGGCACAGAGGCAAAAUGUCUAAGGGUCCAGCAGUCGGCAUCGAUCUGGGCACCACCUACUCAUGUGUAGGCGUCUUCCAGCAUGGCAAAGUGGAAAUUAUUGCCAAUGACCAGGGUAAUCGUACCACGCCCAGUUAUGUGGCCUUCACCGACACUGAGAGACUCAUCGGGGAUGCAGCAAAGAAUCAAGUGGCCAUGAACCCAACCAACACAGUAUUUGAUGCCAAGCGCCUGAUCGGCCGCCGUUUCGAUGACCCUGUUGUACAGGCAGACAUGAAGCAUUGGCCAUUUACAGUGAUAAAUGACGGCGGGAGACCCAAAAUGCAGGUUGACUACAAAGGGGAGACAAAGACUUUCUAUCCUGAAGAAAUAUCCUCCAUGGUCCUGGUAAAAAUGAAAGAGAUCUCUGAGGCUUACCUUGGAAAGACAAUCAAUAAUGCGGUGAUUACAGUCCCGGCGUACUUCAAUGAUUCCCAGAGACAGGCCACCAAAGAUGCUGGAACCAUUUCGGGACUUAAUGUUCUACGUAUCAUCAAUGAGCCUACUGCAGCUGCCAUUGCUUACGGCUUGGACAAAAAGGUUGGGGGUGAAAGGAACGUCCUUAUUUUCGACCUUGGUGGUGGCACAUUUGAUGUAUCCAUUCUUACCAUUGAAGAUGGUAUAUUUGAAGUUAAGUCUACAGCGGGUGACACUCACUUGGGCGGUGAGGACUUUGAUAACCGCAUGGUUAACCAUUUCGUUGGAGAAUUCAAGCGCAAACACAAGAAAGAUAUCACGGAGAACAAGCGUGCCAUACGUCGCCUGCGUACAGCUUGUGAACGUGCCAAGCGUACCCUGUCUUCCAGUACCCAGGCCAGUAUUGAGAUUGACUCUCUAUUUGAAGGCAUUGACUUUUACACUUCUCUAACCCGAGCACGCUUUGAGGAGCUCAAUGCAGACCUCUUCCGUGGCACUCUAGAGCCAGUGGAGAAAUCCCUCAGGGACGCCAAGCUGGACAAGGCCCAGAUUCAUGACAUUGUUCUGGUUGGUGGGUCCACACGCAUUCCAAAAAUACAAAAACUCCUGCAGGACUUCUUCAAUGGAAGAGAACUCAAUAAGAGCAUAAACCCUGAUGAGGCUGUCGCCUACGGAGCUGCUGUUCAGGCUGCCAUCUUAUCUGGAGACAAGUCUGAGAACGUUCAGGAUCUUCUGCUGUUGGAUGUGACCCCUCUAUCCCUUGGCAUCGAGACGGCUGGAGGGGUCAUGACCGUGCUCAUCAAACGUAACACCACUAUACCCACCAAACAGACCCAGACCUUCACCACCUACUCUGACAACCAGCCCGGAGUGCUCAUUCAGGUAUUCGAGGGUGAGAGAGCCAUGACCAAGGACAAUAACCUUCUUGGAAAGUUCGAGCUGACCGGAAUCCCACCUGCUCCUCGUGGUGUUCCCCAAAUUGAGGUGACCUUUGACAUUGACGCCAAUGGGAUUAUGAAUGUGUCUGCGGCAGAUAAGAGCACCGGCAAGGAAAAUAAGAUAACCAUAACCAAUGAUAAAGGCCGCCUGAGCAAGGAAGAUAUUGAGCGUAUGGUACAAGAGGCCGACAGAUAUAAAGCUGAAGACGAAAUCCAGAGGGAGAAGAUCGCUGCCAAGAAUUCACUGGAGUCUUUGGCCUUCAACAUGAAGAGCACAGCUGAGGACGAGAAGCUGAAAGAUAAAAUAAGCCCAGAGGACAAGCAGAAGAUCCUAGACAAGUGCAACGAGGUCAUCUCCUGGUUGGACAGGAACCAAAUGGCUGAAAAAGAAGAAUAUGAACAUCAACAGAAGGAGCUUCAGAACCUGUGCAACCCAAUUAUUACCAAGUUAUACCAAGGAGCUGGUGGGCCUGGGAUGCCCGGAGGGAUGCCAGGUGGCUUUCCCGGAGCUGGGGGCAGUUCAGCGGGCGGCUCUUCUGGACCCACCAUCGAAGAAGUCGAUUAAUAACCUCCCCCAACCCCGUGUGAAGCAGGUGUCACAGCACAUUCCCCAUUCAACAUGCUUUAUAGUCAUCAUAAUGUAGAUCCUGCUUUAUAAUGUAGCCAAGGAGACUGUUAUAUCUGUAUACGACCAGAGUAGCCUGCAACCACCUUCCACUGUAUAGGUACUGUAUAUAAUGCAGUGUUUGUACUCUCUGCACUCUACUCUCUUAUACCCAGUACUUGUCACGAUGUUUGAGACCUACGAUCCUCAAUCCUUUUUCCUGUUGUCUGACAACGAUAACAAGAGUCUUCCAUACUUGUUGCUGUAUACCCCUGAAGAAUGGAAGCCAUGACUGGCGUCAUAGAGACGCUGAACACUGUAGAACGUCUCCUACACUUGUUCUAAGAAGUUUCCAGAUUUAUUUUGCCAAAGAUACAAGAUGAACAAUUUCAGAGAGGCAGCUACAUUAGUCAUACAGGCUAGGGUAAACCAAAAUGGCAACCUUCAUCUGCUCCACUUCACCCAGUCAAGGUGACGUCUUACAAGGUGACGGUACUCCGCCCCUAAACAUCUUAUCCCGUAUCCAAAGAAUAGAGGAUAAGAUGUCUGAUCACGGGGGGGACCCCCGCGAUCUCUGUGCCACACCAGACAUUCAUUUAGAAAGCUGGGUAAGGGCGGCAGGGUCCUGACGUUACGGCCAUGCCCCUUGUGAUGUCACACCACACCCCCUCAAUGUAAGUCUAUGGGAGGGGGCGUGGCGGACGCCACGCCCCCUCCCAUAGACUUUCAUUGAGGGUGUGUGGUGUGAUGUCAUGGUGUGAUGUCAUGAGGGGUGUGGCCGAAACAAAAUGUUUCGAACGCUGGGGGAGCGGAGUACCCCUUUAACCUUUCGGCAGCCUCCUGCUAUAUUGUAUUAAGGGGUACUCCGGCAGAAAACUUUUUUUUUUUUUUUUGUUAAUCAACUGGUGCUAGAAAGUUAAACAGAUUAGUAAAUUACUUCUAUUAAAAAAAU